AUGAGUUUAAUAUUUAAAAAGGGAGGAGGAUGGGUGGAAAGGGAUGAAGGUGUUGGGACUGGAUUUUGGCAAAUUCCAGAGGGAGAAAGGAGCUGGGGCUUAAAAUUUGUUUCUAGGAAAAUGGAGCUCAUCCUGAGCCCCAGCUCUAUUUCAGAGAAUGGAAUUCCUUCCUUAUCCUGGACCUUAGUCUUGAUGUUAUCAAUUGUAUCGUUUUGCUUGGUAUCGAGGGUUAUUGUCUGAUCAUCACUGGGUAACUCAUCUGUAGGAGAUGAUCUAGAGAAUUCAGGAUUGUAAACAGCAUUAGCAGUAUCUAAAAAUCAGGAAUUUUUUAGCAUUUGAACCUCAUGGUGCAGGGAGGGUGAUCAAUCCAAAGAACUUUGCUCUAUUCAGGACAUAUAAUAUCUUAACCCUUUUCUUCAGAUGUCUUGUUACCAAUAGCUAAUAUAAACAUCUGAAUUUCGAAGUUGGGGUGUGAACUCAAAUACGAGAGUGCAAAAUCAAAUCCUGAGCAGAGUGGAGCGAAAUGGAUCGCUCUCCCUGACUGUAUCAUGAGCUCCAUAUGCCACAAACCUUCCUGGUUUGUUUAUAUCAGAAUUUUGAGAUAAGGUAUUUAGCAUAUUAAUUAUAAAAGCUUCUAUAA
This is a messenger RNA of Moneuplotes crassus, 640 nucleotides long. Lineage: Eukaryota; Ciliophora; Spirotrichea; Euplotida; Euplotidae. The record is from the annotation of a GenBank genome assembly.